Messenger RNA from Staurois parvus, 303 nucleotides. The record is from the annotation of a GenBank genome assembly. Lineage: Eukaryota; Metazoa; Chordata; Amphibia; Anura; Ranidae.
AUGGGGAGAAGUAUUCCUGUUUCGAGUGCGGGAAAUGUUUUUCAUGUAAGUCCUAUUUUUAUUUAUACCAGUGAUAAUACAAGAGGGAGCAGCCAUACCCUUGUUCAGAGUGCGGGAAAUGUUUUUUUUAUAGACGUCCAGCCUGCAUAUAUAUCAGAGACCUCACAUGAGGUAGAUGCUAUAUCCCUGUUUCAAAUGUGGGAAAUGUUUUCUCAGAUUAAUCUAGACUUUACAUAUAUCAGAGAUCUUACACAGGUGAAAAGCCGUAUAUCUGUCAUGAGUGCGGGAAAUACUUUUCAGUGA